This is a messenger RNA of Ochlerotatus camptorhynchus, 1521 nucleotides long. RefSeq names its product zinc finger protein 189-like. Gene Ontology annotation, molecular function: zinc ion binding; RNA polymerase II cis-regulatory region sequence-specific DNA binding; DNA-binding transcription factor activity, RNA polymerase II-specific. The record is from RefSeq and is a predicted model, not a curated record. Gene Ontology annotation, biological process: regulation of DNA-templated transcription. NCBI's taxonomy places the organism in Eukaryota, Metazoa, Arthropoda, Insecta, Diptera, Culicidae. The transcript is spliced from 3 exons. Gene Ontology annotation, cellular component: nucleus. The coding region runs from base 90 to 1487 and encodes 465 amino acids.
AUACAUCAAUUUAUUUUGCAAAUCAAUCGAAAAAAAAAUUACUUUAUAUCUGUUUUAUUUGCAAUAACAUUCACUUUGCAUCCGUUAAAAUGAAAAGCCGAUCAGCGACGGCUUCAUCUUCAAAGGAAUCGAAUGGAAUUGAACUAGAGCGAACAAAUAUCAAGAGGCCAUAUAAUCGUAAAUCUUUGCUAUGCCGACUAUGCCUAAGGGUGCUUCCGAAGGAGCAACUUCCGGAAAUAUUUGAACAUAACAACAACAUACAAAAAGCCAUACGUACAGCUGUUGGCACAGAAGUAACCCGGAAAGAUCGAUCGAAUCGGAUUUGUUUUUGCUGCCUUGAGUUGGUUCAUUUGAUUAAUGACUUCCGUGGAAGCUGUGAACGAACGGAGCUGUUGUUUACUCAAAAUGUAGAAAUUUCUGACAGUGCUUUUUGGAUCGAUGAAUCCGAUCAGAAGGUGUUUGGAAAGUGCCGAGCUUUGGUUGAACAAUGCAAAACUGAAGUUGAUAACAUUUUUACGGAUCAAUCGGAAUUUUUCUGCAAUGUUCAAACGGAACAGUUACUGGAUGAAUCAUGCGAUGCAGUUCAGAGAUCUAUUGCAGAACCUAUCGUUAAGCGGGAGGAAACAUAUGAUAUCAACGACGUGGAUGUGGAAUCAAGCAUUAUUAAGGAAGAACCGCAUGACGAACAGCACCUGGAUCAGAUUGACACUGAUAGUGAGCCUGAUUUUGAGGGCUCGGAUACUGAUGAUCCGGAUUAUAAAAUUGAAGAUCAGCCUGAACAAAAAGAAGAAGAAGUCGAACCCAGUUCGACUACAACGGCAAAACGGAAAAAGCGAGAAUCAGGCGGACUACCACGCCGUCGUGGACGGCCUUCCUUGCCGGAAGAACUGCUCAAACGAAGAAGACGUAAACCGGGUGAACCCAAGAAGAAGCCUGGACCGAAGAAUCGAAUUAAACUACCAGCUCAAUCGGUUUGCGAAAUCUGUGGAAUGAUGGUGAGUCGUGAAAAUCAGGAACGGCAUCGAAACGAUCACCUCGGCAACCGCCCGUAUGCCUGUACGGUCGAAGGUUGUUCCCAUGCCUUCUCCAGUAAGGCUGGGCUGCACGGUCAUCUGGCCCGACACGCAGACCGGAACAAUGUAUACGAUUGUGACAUUUGUGGAGCGAAAAUCAAGACCAAAAGCUCUCUACACCGCCAUAGGAAGAUGCAUACCACUGAGAAGCCACACGCAUGUGAUAUUUGUGGCAAACGGUUCUGGCGGAAAAGCUAUCUUAACCAUCACGCUACGGUCCACACUGGGAUUGCGAAAUUCCCGUGCGAGUAUUGUGGCUUUGUUUUUAAAAAUAAGUAUUGGCGCUCGUUCCACAUCAAGCAGAAACAUGUGGCCAAAGGGGAGGCGCCCAAGUUUGAAGCAUUAGAAGAGUUGGAGGAGAAUGGUGAAAUGGCUGAAGUUAUGGAGGAAGGAAUGGAGAUGGGUAUGAUUUAGACCUGGAAUAUCAAAUAAAGUAGCGAUUGAACGG